CACCGCGCAGUGGUGCCGGAAGCCGCGCGAGAUGUUGCUGAGGCUGGUCUCGCGCUGCCGUCUGUCCGCGCUCGCGGCCCCGCGGCUAACGGUCGGCCUGAGUGGGCGGGAGGCCGCUCGCCAUGUCUCGGUGCCGGUCACUGUGGACUUCAGGCGUAGGAGCGGCCUGUCGGCGGCUGGCCUGGUCGGAUCGGCGCCGCCGGCGGUGCAGCCCUACCUGAAACUGAUGCGACUGGACAAACCAAUCGGAACCUGGUUGUUAUAUUUGCCUUGCACCUGGAGUAUCAGUUUAGCAGCAGAACCAGGUUGUUUUCCAGAUUUGCCCAUGCUUGCACUUUUUGGAGCAGGUGCAUUACUGAUGCGAGGAGCUGGGUGUACGAUCAAUGACAUGUGGGAUAAAGAUAUUGACAGAAAGGUUGCCAGAACUGGGGAUCGGCCUAUAGCUGCUGGAGAAGUCACUCAUUUACAGGCCCUGGCGUUUUUGAGCGGUCAGCUGAGUUUGGGACUUGCUGUUCUCCUGUGCUUAAAUGAUUACAGCAUUGUGCUUGGAGCUGCAUCGCUGGGACUAGUAGUCACUUACCCACUAAUGAAGAGAGUAACAUAUUGGCCACAGCUAAUUCUAGGUCUUACAUUCAACUGGGGAACACUUUUAGGGUGGUCUGCUGUGAAGGGCUCCUGUGAUUGGUCAAUCUGCCUACCACUUUAUAUUUCUGGUAUCAUGUGGACAUUGAUAUAUGAUACUAUUUAUGCACAUCAGGAUAAAACAGAUGAUGCUCUUGUAGGAGUGAAAUCAACUGCAUUAAAGUUUCAAGAACAGACCAAACAAUGGCUAAUUGGAUUUAGCACAGUCAUGCUGACAGGAUUGACGAUAGUAGGACUAAACAGUGAACAGACGUUACCAUACUACGCUGCUGUGGUGACUGUUGGAGCUCACCUGGCUCAUCAGAUAUACUCAUUGGACAUAAAUAAUCCCCAAGAUUGUUGGGAGAAAUUCUGUUUGAAUCGCACAUUAGGAUUUAUACUGCUUUCUGGAAUUGUGCUUGGAAACCUCUGGAAAAGAAAGAAGUCAGUUCAUAACACUGAAAAGAUGUAGUAGUUAUUGACAGCUUCUAAACCAGAUAUCAAGAUUAUGUAGUAAAGCUGAUAAAGGUACCAUCGUCCAUAUUGUACUUUUAUUGUUAUUAAACAAAUUUUUAUAUUUUUCUCUUGGCGAACUAAGUUAUUCCAAGUGCAAUUUUGAAUC
Hemiscyllium ocellatum (epaulette shark) is the source of this 1243-nucleotide messenger RNA. RefSeq names its product 4-hydroxybenzoate polyprenyltransferase, mitochondrial-like. Gene Ontology annotation, biological process: ubiquinone biosynthetic process. NCBI's taxonomy places the organism in Eukaryota, Metazoa, Chordata, Chondrichthyes, Orectolobiformes, Hemiscylliidae. The coding region runs from base 32 to 1093 and encodes 353 amino acids. The record is from RefSeq and is a predicted model, not a curated record. The transcript has 7 exons. Gene Ontology annotation, cellular component: mitochondrial inner membrane.